Messenger RNA from Malurus melanocephalus (red-backed fairy wren), 841 nucleotides. It is a transcript of the gene CCDC152, whose product is annotated as coiled-coil domain containing 152. The record is from RefSeq and is a predicted model, not a curated record. Bases 1 to 768 code for a protein of 255 amino acids. NCBI's taxonomy places the organism in Eukaryota, Metazoa, Chordata, Aves, Passeriformes, Maluridae. The transcript has 8 exons.
AUGAAUCAUAGUAGUCAAGAAACUAUGAAGAAAACCAGUGUGGUGAACCUUGAUAAACUUUUAGAUGACUUCUCAGAAAUAGAAAAGAAAAUAUCAGAAAUUAAUGAAGCAAAUAACCUACUGAUUCAUCAGCUGGAAAAAUGUAACAGAUUGCUAACAUUAAGCCAAUCAAAGGAGGAAUCAAUAAAAGAGGAAUGUAGUACUCUGCAGAUUGUGAUAAAGGGUCUAACACAAACCAUUGARAACCAAUGUAAUGUGAAAGAUGAAAAUGAUAGACUGAAGGGUACUAUUCACAUCUUGGAAGAUAAAUUAAAGACUUGUGAAGAGAAAUAUAAAGAUCAAAUUGAGAAACUCAUGAUAGAAAUUGAAAACAAAGAKGAAGACCACAAAUUAGAAAUAGCACAGUUGAAUUGCGAUAUAAAGAAAAAAUUUGAAUUAAAAGAAAUGGAAUAUAAAGAACAGAGAGAGAAAAAAGAACUGGAAAUAUUAGASCUAACAAGACAGCUAAAAAUUCAAAAUGAAGAGAAGCAAAACGAAAUAAUUAAACUGCAGAUAGAGUUCAAUGCUAAAUUGGCAAGAGCUCAGGAUAAAACCACCAAGUCAUUUUCAGAAGCUUCUGGCUUGCCACAAAGUAUYUAUCGAAGGAAGCUGCAGCAUCUUCAGGAAGAGAAAAACAAGGAAAUYGAAAUCCUCCGAAACACCAUAAGAGACUUGGAGCAACGACUUAAUAAAGGCCCAGACUUGUCCUUGAAAAGGAGGCGAUUCUGAGUAAAUGACAUGAAGUAUUUCAGUAGAACAUACAGUGCGAAGUACAGACAGUGUAUUUCAAACUGCAUCUCAA